Messenger RNA from Cornus florida, 501 nucleotides. RefSeq lists its product as uncharacterized. Lineage: Eukaryota; Viridiplantae; Streptophyta; Magnoliopsida; Cornales; Cornaceae. The transcript has a single exon. The record is from RefSeq and is a predicted model, not a curated record. The coding region runs from base 1 to 501 and encodes 166 amino acids.
AUGGCUAUCAAAGAGAGACUUUACACUCUUGAUUCAAAGCUUAUGCAACAUAAACACUACACCAAUAGAUGCUACCUUUGUAUGUCUGGUUGGGAGUCAUUGGAUCACCUAUUCUUCAAGUGCUCAUUCAGUAGCUCAGUUUGGGAAUUCAUACAGAAUGUUGCUGGGUUCUACAUUAGGCCAAAUUGUUGGACUGAUCUCAUUUCAUGGUGUUCAUCCAACUGGCAAAUGAAUCAUUUCACACUGCAUAAACUCUUGCUCUCGACUGCUUUCUACUUUAUCUGGUUUGAAAGAAAUGCAAGGGCCUUCAGAAAUAAGGCUUCCAGUGCUCAACAUAUCAUUCAACUCAUCAAAAGUUGCAUCAGAUCAAGACUAUCAUCACUGGUUUUGAAGAAGGAGGCUGAGCUUAACCAAAAACAUUCAAUGGAGGAUAUGCAGAAGAUGUUCCUUGAUGGAUGUGCAUUUGUUGGCUGCCACACAUGGCUUCUUUCAGAUGAUUAA